Schistosoma bovis is the source of this 5163-nucleotide messenger RNA. NCBI's taxonomy places the organism in Eukaryota, Metazoa, Platyhelminthes, Trematoda, Strigeidida, Schistosomatidae. The record is from the annotation of a GenBank genome assembly.
AUUUCGCGACAGUUUGACCUUCAAGUGCUUUAUCGGUAGUCUGGGUGAAAAUAUUGAAAAUACUGGGUUACUUCUGUAGUCGAGUUUCUAUUAGCAUGGAUUGCUGGGUGUUUAAUACCAGGAUAUAGAAAUGCCCUAAAGAAUCCUGUUCCUACUUCGUAACAAAAAUGCACCUAAAACUCAGGAUUCGUUUUUUAAUAACAAUAUUUCUGGUACUAUCUUUUUCAAUUGCAUUUAUUUGGAGAUUUCAAGAGCUGAAAUAUACCGAGUUACUAGGAACAUGGACAUUUAAAAGGGAAUCUGAUAAGCUUAAGCCAAUUUUGAUUAAAUCUGUUGGGUAUCAAUGUGACUCUCAUAACAUAAGUGUAUUUCAAACUCAAAUUAACAUAUAUACUAAAGUCCGUCAUCAGUCAAAUUCUUGUAUUAGCUGUCAAAGUUCCAUAGUAGUUCUCACACUUUCGAAAUCCUCACCUACAAGCAGAUAUUUGGUUCAUAUUAUAAAGGUCUUACUGAUCCCACAUCAUGUUAUUUCAAUGAACCAUGCUCAACUAAGUAAUAUUUCAGAUCUUCUGCAUUCAAUUUUACAAAACGAACAAAUUAGGAUAAUAAUAUUCGAAAAUUUCGCACUUUAUACGAACUUACCACCACUACAAAAGUUACAACUUGACACUCUUUGCAAAAACUACAAUAUUGGGGUGGUCGGGUUUCUGUUCGAUGGUGAAGGUUUCACUACUGAAGGUGGCACGUGGUCUAAGAUUGGUGAAUUGCCACUCUACAUCCAUCGAUUAAGAAAACCUCCACAAGGAUUCUAUACAUCUCUGAAUGCAUCAAUACUUAGGGUCACUCGUUCUGGUCGCAUGAAUCCUGACACACUUGAGAUUGGAAAACAGAUUAACGGGGCUGGAAACCAAUCACAAACUCAAACUGUUUGUUGCAUGGCAACGUUGGUUCCUUUUACGAACAACAAACAGUUCUACAGCACCAUCGCAUUUACUAAAACUGGGGAAUAUUCUAAACGAAUACGAAAUUAUGACUCAUUACCGGUUGAUGUGGAGAGUUGUGCUGAUUACUCCACAGAGUCUCACAGUGGCACGUUUCCAGUUUACCAAAGUUUGGUUUUAGAAGAUGUUGGCUUAUUUGAUGGAAUUCAACGUGUUCUUUUUGCUUUCCGUCCUGGAGGAAUUUGGUUGUCGUCGAUAUUGCUACUUGACACUAUUGUCUACCUAUCAAAAGGUACUUUCCACGCUUCUCCACCAUCGUCUCAUCCUUUCAGUUCGCAGUUUAGUGGUAUUGUCUCAAAAAUGAACAUAUCAUCAUCUUUAAAUGAACUUGAUUUACUGCGGUGGGUCCUAGUUGAUAUUGAUGAUGUGUUUGUUCCAGAUCGAAAUGUGCAUCAGUCAAUUGAUGACAUAAAUGCUAUGAUCAAAGCGCAAAAUUACUGGCGCACUUUUAUACCAGGAUUUACAUUUAAUCUGGGAUUCUGUGGUGCAUUUCUCAGUAAAUCACGUUGGUCAGAUAAAAUUGUUUACAAUUACAUUUUACAAAAUCGCCAUAAAUUUUGGUGGUUUAGUCAUUUAUGGCAUCAUGGUAGACCCCAUAUGAUGAAUAAAACAUUUAUUCAACAAGAUAUAGAACGCAAUCAAGUAUUCGCCAAGGAACAUGAUAUUCCAGUUCAAAUUGGUUAUUCUGUUGCGCCUCGUCAUUCUGGAGUUUAUCCUGUAUAUCCUGACCUUUAUGAAGCAUGGCGUACUGUGUCAAAUGUAAAUGUUACAUCUACGAUACAUUAUCCUUAUGGCAGAUCAUCUGAUUUUCGUUUGGGUUUCCGUUACAAUAAUAUUCAGGUUCUUCCUCGUCAAACCUGUGGAAUUUACACUCAUACGCCUCAUUCCGAGGAUAUACGAGGCGGAAUAAAACAGUUAAAUGAAUAUAUUUUCGGCGGGACACUAUUUAUCACGUUUCUGUUCAAUCCGGUGUCCAUUUUUAUGACACAUCUUGUCAAUUAUGGAAAUGACCGAGUAGCUCUUUAUUUAUUUAAUGCUAUUUUUGAAUUCAUGACAAAUUGGACGAAUAUUAAGCUAAUUACAUCACCUCCUUCGGAAUUAGCUAAUAUCUACUCCGAACGUUUCAAAUUAUACGGUGUCAAUGAACUUCCUUUGUAUUCAGAUCCUUGUCUUAAUUCACAUCUUCAUGAGUUAUGGCCAAGUGAUUGGCCGUGUGGAUCAGAUCAUUUACCUAGUUUUAUUAUUAUUGGACCUCAAAAAACUGGUUCUACAGCUCUAUUACAUUUUCUUUUAUUAAAUCCUGAAUUAAUGUCUAAUAGAUUCCAACAUGAUUCUACUUUCGAGGAGUUACAAUUUUUCAGUUCUGAUGAUAUUUAUUCACGUGGUGUACAUUGGUAUAUGAACCAGUUUCCGAAUAAUUCAAUUAUAUCUCCAACGCAUGCUUAUAAUUUUAACAAUAAUAAAUCUAAUUAUUUAAAAAGCUAUGCUGCUGAACAAAUACGAUUUGAAAAAUCAGCUACGUACUUUGAUAAUCCUAAAUCUCCAGCACGAAUUUAUGCUUUAAUGCCCAAGGUGAAAUUGAUUGUUCUUCUACGCAAUCCAAUUGAACGAGCUUAUUCAUGGUAUCAACAUCGUUUAGCCCACAGAGAUAUUGCUCCACAGUUGUUGUCCUUUGUUGAUCUGAUGCAGUAUGGUCAUAAUCUAACUGAGGCUACUCUACUUAGCAUUGUACCAACUGAUAGAUUUUCUAACCUUUCUAUCGACAUUAAUAAUUCAAGUUUAAUGCGACAACUUGUUUCAAGCAUUAACCACUUAUGGUCUCGAUGCACUGGUCCAGGGAAUUACGAACAACAUUUACGUAACUGGCUGACAUAUUUUCCGGCCUCACAGCUCUUACUUUUAGACGCCGAUAGAUUUUCUCGAAACCCGGUGCCUAUCAUGAGGAUUGUGCAGCAAUUUAUAUUAGUUCGUAGGCAGUUAGAUUAUUCACAAUACUUACAGUAAGUAUGAAGGCAUAUUUCACAGAUAUAUUUCUACGUAUUUUACCUUUUAUAGUUUCAUAAUGACUCCGAUCGUUAACUGAUAACAACCAUUGAACUAGAGUAUUGGACGACUGUUUCGUUUUAGUUCAAUGGCCAAUCAUGAGUACACAUUAUUUCACACUAUUUACUAUACAAUAGUGAUUUAUAGCUAAUUUUAUAACUAAAUGCAAAAAUACAUGUAACGGAGUAGUAGCACAAUCAGUAAUUUUCUCAAGUCAUCAUUGUGAUCUUAAUAUUGGAUGGUAAUAUUGCUUUUGUAUUUAGUGAGAAUACCUUUUCUUUACAUGUACAUGUAUUUCAGAAAAUUAUACUCGUCGUCGCAAAUUACUCAUGGAACAAGCAGCAAAACGGUAUAUAUCCGAACUGAUAUGCACACCUUAAAACCUAUGAUUAUUUUUUGCUAUUCAUUUAUGCUUACUUAUUUAGAAGAGUUGAAUUUGAUCGAAAGCUUCUCCUUAAAUCAUAGUGAGGUUGCUUACAGUAGAUAUAUGGAAGAUGCAAUUGUUAUUGCUCUCAAAAAAAUGAAAGGAUUAUAAGAGUCAAUAUUUUAAGUAGUUGUACUUAAAAUUCUGCACGAACUUACAAAAAGAUUACCACCAUUCCAAUAUUAAGUAAUUCAUAACCGAAAAGAUAUCAUAAGUCAUCUACUUACAAUAUUAAUUAAGUAAAUUAAUAUUUCACGUGUUGUAAAAUUAAGUUAAUCUAGAAAUUGGGGAAAAAAUAUCAAGGAAAGAGAUUUAGUUUCAAUUGAAUGCUUUAUUUUAAGAUCACUCAGUAGUACCUAUCUAUGUCUGUAAAUUUUUCUCCAGUUUUCCAACUUUUAGUAUCUAGGUUGAACUUAAUAUUCCUGAGGACUAAAAGGAAUCGUACUUAUGUAUUUAUUAUUGUUAUUUCAUAGUUAGUCUUACCUCCGAAGCCAUAACUUUUCAUCAGGAAGCUGACUAUUCUAACGUAUUUUCAGUCGACUUCAUACUCAGCAUUGAGACGUUUGAAUUCGUUUUGAGGCUGAUUUUCAGCUAAUAUUAAAAUUAUUCAAAAUAUAACGGUAAAAAAUUACCAAAUAAUUUAUACACCAACCUGGAUCGUUAAAAGACGUUGAUUGAUUCAGUUGUAAGAAAAUUAAUAAGAGUUCUAAUACCAACUUAAAGUCACUGAAUAACAGGUAACCAUUGCAAGUCAAUACGUGGAGGAUAGGUUCCUAUAAGACGUUCAACUGAGAGAGAUCUAAGUCACUGUAGUUGGUGGGUUUCAAAUAUGCUAAACGUGUAUUCUAAAUUCACUGUUAUCCAUCACCAAUUUCAAGCAACUAUCUAAUACUAUUUAACUUUAAAUUAUUCUAUAUGUUAAAAGAUCUAUGACAUGACUUCAAUUAAAUUAAAAAACACAACACCCUUUUUUCUUACUAUUUGUAUUUAGCUUCAAUCGUAAAAAAGGAUUCUUUUGUGUGGUUACUAGAAACGCAUUGAAUUGGAAUAAUGGUUGCUUGGGUCGAAGUAAAGGAAGAACCUAUGAACAAUUAGAUCGCAAUAUUUUAUUGCCAAGCUUAAUGGAAUUGUAUUUCUCUAAGGCUAAUCAUAAACUGUAUAGAUUAUUACAAAAAUAUCCUCUAUGGAAUAGUGCAUUGACAUUAAAUACACAUAAACUCCCAUCAUGGAUUAAAAUGAGUAAUUAGCUUAUUGAAGUCUUUUGUCUCCUGGUUAACUGCUUGUACAAAAUAUUGCCAUUUCUGCAUUUCUUGAUUAAUAAACUUCAGAAAAUUAACUUUUCUCUUUAUAUGUAAUAGUGACGCUGUAUAUCAUUUAAAAGCGAUUAUUCCUCUAGAUUAUGUACAUUAGGAAAAGCAAUACAAACAAAUAUGAUGAGUAAUGUAACUACUAAAUCGAUUUUAACACUAAUAUAAAAAAUUGCACUCGAAAAACUAUAUCGCUCAGCAACAUACACUUUUGAUCUAUGGAUAUAUAACAGUGGAAGUAAAACGAUGGUCGCUUGUGAAUGUAAAAUAUGGGUUUUAUGUGAACAUAUAGAUCAGAGUCGUUUGGGUUACAUAGAAUAUAAGACAAAGUUAGCAGCUUAACCUAUUUUGGUCAAUAGACUAAUUAUAUUGAUUUUUUUUCAUUACG